AUUUUAUUUUUUUUUAGACCACAACAAAUGUGGAUGAUAUUCACGAUACUAUCCUAAAUUCCUAAUCUCUUCUCAUAGUUUCAUGCAUACAAACGCACAAACACCACUUCAAAAAAAUCCCAAAAUUUUCCUUCGUUCUUCCCAAUUCGUAACACUCACCUCCAAUACUCCCAUGGAACUCUCUCUUUACCCCUAUAAACCAUCUCUCCUUACCCCUUCUUUGUCCUCCAUUACCACUUCAAAAAAGGGAUCGCCCCAUAAAAUUAGGAUUGCAUUCUCAUGUAAUUGCUCAUCAUCUUCGUCAGAAGCUUCUGUCGCUACAGAUGCACCAUUUUUUCAAAUUGAGGGGAGGAGAGCGUUCAUGAAUUGUUUUCUUGCCACAGCUGCUGGUUUUUGUGUCACUGGUGUUGCUGAUGCUGUUAGUACAAGUAGAAGAGCUCUUAAGGGAGCAAAAGUGCCUGAGAGUGAAUACACAACCCUUCCCAAUGGGCUAAAGUACUAUGAUUUGAAGGUUGGAAAUGGAGUUGAAGCUGUAAAGGGAUCUCGGGUUGCAGUACACUAUGUUGCUAAAUGGAGAAACAUCACUUUUAUGACAAGUAGACAAGGGAUGGGUGUUGGUGGUGGAACGCCUUACGGGUUUGAUGUUGGUGAAUCUGAAAGAGGAAAUGUCCUUAAAGGGUUAGAUUUAGGUGUCCAAGGCAUGCGAGUAGGAGGACAGCGACUACUGAUUGUACCCCCAGAACUUGCUUAUGGAAGCAAAGGUGUGCAAGAAAUUCCUCCAAAUGCAACCAUUGAGAUAGAUAUUGAAUUAUUGUCCAUCAAACAAAGUCCAUUUGGGACUCCUGUCAAAAUAGUUGAAGGAUCUUGA
This is a messenger RNA of Lactuca saligna, 868 nucleotides long. The record is from the annotation of a GenBank genome assembly. NCBI's taxonomy places the organism in Eukaryota, Viridiplantae, Streptophyta, Magnoliopsida, Asterales, Asteraceae.